UUAUGUCUGCUCUUAUCAUCCAAAUCCCACAAUGUAACACCCUCCCUAUCUUACGCUCCUGGAUUUAUCCCUUAUAAGGAACCACAGAGGGAUAUAUAAACUCACCUGAUGCACCUUUGCAAAUAAAGAGCAGAUUCAAAAGCAGAUCGCAUCCUCUUCCAGGUCUGGGUCACUAGUUGGCAAAGAUGAAUGGCACUGAGGGAAACAACUUCUACAUCCCCAUGUCCAACAGGACAGGGCUAGCGAGGAGUCCUUUCGAAUAUCCACAGUAUUAUCUUGCUGAGCCGUGGCAAUUUAAACUGCUUGCUGUUUACAUGUUCUUCCUCAUCUGCUUGGGUUUUCCCAUCAAUGUCCUUACCUUGCUGGUUACAGCUCAACACAAAAAGCUCAGGCAACCUCUCAACUUCAUUUUGGUUAACCUGGCUGUGGCCGGCACCAUCAUGGUUUGUUUUGGAUUCACGGUCACUUUCUACACAGCAAUUCACGGCUACUUUGCUCUGGGUCCAACUGCCUGCGCCAUUGAGGGCUUCAUGGCCACACUUGGAGGACAAGUUGCCCUUUGGUCACUUGUGGUGCUGGCCAUCGAGAGAUACAUUGUGGUUUGCAAGCCAAUGGGUAGUUUCAAAUUCUCAACCACCCACGCUUUGUCAGGAAUUGGAUUUACAUGGGUAAUGGCUAUGACAUGUGCGGCUCCCCCUCUGGUUGGCUGGUCCAGAUAUAUUCCUGAGGGAAUGCAGUGUUCAUGUGGACCAGACUACUACACUCUGAGUCCUGAAUACAACAAUGAAUCAUACGUUUUCUACAUGUUCACCUGCCAUUUUAUAACACCGGUUACCAUAAUCUUCUUCACCUAUGGGCGGCUUGUUUGCACCGUCAAGGCGGCUGCAGCUCAACAGCAGGACUCAGCAUCCACCCAGAAAGCUGAGAGGGAAGUGACAAAAAUGGUCAUCCUGAUGGUUUUGGGUUUCCUGGUGGCUUGGACCCCGUAUGCCUCUGUUGCUGCUUGGAUCUUCUUUAAUAGGGGAGCUGCUUUCAGUGCCCAGUUCAUGGCUGUUCCCGCCUUUUUCUCAAAGAGCUCAGCCAUAUUUAAUCCUAUAAUUUAUGUGCUACUAAACAAACAGUUCAGGAACUGCAUGCUGACCACUCUUUUCUGUGGAAAGAAUCCUCUUGGUGAUGACGAGUCCUCAACUGUGUCCACCAGCAAGACGGAGGUGUCCUCUGUAUCUCCAGCAUAGACUUAAAAGAAAAAAAAAAAAAAAAAAAAAAAACAAGCUGAAUUAGGUGAUGCGUCUCAUAAGGUUGUGUUCACAAAUAAGUAAAAGGCGUAAAGGGAUAGUUCAAAAAAUGAAAAUUAUCCCAUAAUUUACUCUCCCUCAAGCCAUCCUAGGUGUAUAUUCUUCUUUCAGCCAACACAAUUAGGUAUAUUUCAUCAUACAGAAGGCCUUUAUUAACCCCCUGGAGCCAUGGAUAAAUCUUAAAAAUAUCUGGCGAUACUCGCUUCCAUUAUAUAGCUUGGAAAAGGCAGGAUAUUUUUUAAUAUAGAAAAAAGAAAAAAACUCAUAUAC
Messenger RNA from Pimephales promelas (fathead minnow), 1565 nucleotides. RefSeq names its product green-sensitive opsin-3. Gene Ontology annotation, cellular component: membrane. The record is from RefSeq and is a predicted model, not a curated record. Gene Ontology annotation, biological process: visual perception; phototransduction; G protein-coupled receptor signaling pathway. Gene Ontology annotation, molecular function: G protein-coupled receptor activity. NCBI's taxonomy places the organism in Eukaryota, Metazoa, Chordata, Actinopteri, Cypriniformes, Leuciscidae.